AUGCAAAUCUUCGUCAAAACCCUCACCGGCAAGACCAUCACCCUCGAGGUCGAAUCCGCCGACACGAUCGACAAUGUCAAGACCAAGAUUCAGGAGAAGGAAGGUAUCCCCCCGGACCAACAGCGAUUGAUUUUCGCCGGUAAGCAACUCGAGGACGGCCGAACCCUGGCUGACUACAACAUCCAGAAGGAGUCCACCCUUCACUUGGUCUUACGUCUUCGUGGUGGUGCCAAGAAGCGUAAAAAAAAAACUUACACCACCCCCAAGAAGAUCAAACACAAACGUAAGAAAGUCAAGAUGGCCGUCUUGAAAUACUACAAGGUUGAAAGCAGUGGUACCAUCAAACGACUACGACGAGAAUGUCCAGCCCAGACCUGUGGUGCUGGUGUUUUCAUGGCUUGGCACCACGACCGACAGUACUGCGGGAAGUGCGGUCUCACCUACUUGUUCGGUGACAAGAACUUGGCCAAACCCACUUAAGCCCUUGGAUGGUCUCACCAAUGUAACCUCAAGAGUCGAUAUGUCUAAACUCUAUGCACUUGAUGUUUAGUAAUCUAUCUCAACUAUGCCCCAGCAUUCCCUGUCACAUUUGCGACAGCAUUCCCUUGAGAUCAAUAGUCACUCGGGACGAUGUCCAUCGCAUGUUGCAUGAGCUGCGGGCCCCAACCCCAUACCGGCAUUUGAUCGUUGGGUUGCAAACCCCUCCUAACUUGUCCAAGUUUCAUGCUCAUGUGUUCAACACCAUUCCUGAAGCUAGGAAUUCAAGUGGAAAGUAGAUGAAUCUACACGUCCAUCUUUCUAAACGUUUUCAAACUUUUUGCAUCUCAAAAAUCAACUACCUCACUCUUCGAGGAAAAAAAACAUGGCGUUGCUAAGAGAAAGACCAUCAGCUAGCACGAGAGGUACAGUGUCUGAAAGAGAAUGGCACGAGGACAAUCAUUAGAUUUCCCCUCACUGUGAUGGUAGUGUAAGGAAUGAUUCCUAAAAGUACCCUCUG
Puccinia graminis f. sp. tritici CRL 75-36-700-3 is the source of this 997-nucleotide messenger RNA. RefSeq names its product ubiquitin-40S ribosomal protein S31 fusion protein. Gene Ontology annotation, molecular function: structural constituent of ribosome; ubiquitin protein ligase binding; protein tag activity. Gene Ontology annotation, cellular component: ribosome; cytoplasm; nucleus. Gene Ontology annotation, biological process: modification-dependent protein catabolic process; protein ubiquitination; translation. The transcript has 6 exons. The coding region runs from base 1 to 480 and encodes 159 amino acids. Lineage: Eukaryota; Fungi; Basidiomycota; Pucciniomycetes; Pucciniales; Pucciniaceae. The record is from RefSeq and is a predicted model, not a curated record.